Messenger RNA from Tachysurus fulvidraco (yellow catfish), 2308 nucleotides. RefSeq lists its product as uncharacterized. Bases 935 to 2038 code for a protein of 367 amino acids. The transcript has 3 exons. NCBI's taxonomy places the organism in Eukaryota, Metazoa, Chordata, Actinopteri, Siluriformes, Bagridae. The record is from RefSeq and is a predicted model, not a curated record.
CGUCAAAAAGGAUUCCUGGCGAAUGCGUUGCCAAUUGUGUCAACCCAAAAGACACGAAGUGCUGGCUUUCAAGAAUUCGCCAUUAAAUUUGAGAAAGCACAUAGAGGUAAUCUAACGUUUUAUUGUUAUCUUUCUUGUCAUGAGCCAUUUUAAUGUUUUCAGUAAUAAUAGUGUUUGCUAUGUCUGUAAUGUUAGCAUAAUUUUUUAUGAAUGCACAUUUCAGGCAUGUGUUUGCUUGAUUAGUGAAUGUUAGUUAACUUUGCUAACUAUACAUUUGUAAUGUUAGCUAGCUGUUAUUUUUAUUGGAAUAUUAAUUAACUUAAUUCGCCAUCAUUAUAUCACUUUCGGGUGCAUAAUGUUACUUUUCAGGAACUGUAAUUCUGUUAGUUGAAUUAAUUUUCUAUGUACUAUGUGUCUGUCUGUUUCUUAAAUCUACUUGUCACUUCUAGAGAAAGCACACCAAUCACUUGGAGAGGUAUACCCAGCUCACUUCAACUGCUCUAAAAAGAAGAUCGUCAGAUGAAGGCCCCUCAUCAAAGCAAAUGAAGUUGUGGGAAACCAAGAGGGUCUCACAGCAGAGCGUAGAUGAAGCUAUUGUAAACUUUGUCAUUCAGGGUCUACAUCCACUAAGUGUUGUUGAACAGGAGGGUUUUAAAUCCCUCGUGCAUCUCUUACAACCAAGUGUUGCAGUAAUGUCUCAAGGUACUUUAAAAAACAAAGUUCAAAAGGCAACACAGGAAAUGAAGAACAAUCUGAAAGCAGCCAUGAGUGAAAUUGAGUUCAUUGCAACCACCAUUGACUGUUGGACAGCACACAGAGCUUCAUAGGUGUCACGGCACACUGGAUAGAUCCAGAAACCCUACAGAGACGUUAUGGUGCCCUGGCAUGUAAACAACUAAAAGGCACACAUUCUUUUUCUGCACUUGCAUGUGCCAUGUAUGAAAUUCACACUGAGUUUAACAUCUGUGACAAGAUUGUUCGCACAACAACUGACAACGGCUCAAAUUUUCUAAAAGCAUUUAGAAUCUAUGGUGAGCUUGAAGAAAACAAUAAUCCAGAAACCGUGGAAGGGGCCAGGCAAAGUCAAGUGGGAAAAAGAGAGAGUGGUGAUGAUGAUGAUGAUGAUGACUAUGAAGAGGAAGAAAACAAUGAGGGUGUUGAGUUUGUUGAAACUGGAACAAUGUUGGACCAAGAUGAUGGCCCAGAAUAUCAAUUGCCUAAACACCAUCACUGUGCCUGCCACCUCCUGAAUCUGGUGUCUACAGUUGAUGUCUUGGAAGCCAAUUUCAAUUCAGCUUACAAACGUCUGUCUCGCUCAGCAUUUGCAAAGUGCUCAAGUCUGUGGCACAAAAGUGCAAGAUCCAACACAGCUGAUGAGAUAAUCAAAGUAAACUGCAAACUCCAGCUCUUGAGGCCAAAUGACACUAGGUGGAAUUCCCUUUUUCUAGCUGUGGAGAGGAUUGUGAGAAUUGUGAGGGAACAAGGAGAAAGAGCCAUUACAGCUGUCUGCAGUGCAUUAAAAAUUCCCAUGUUCUGUGCGCCUUUGGUCGAUGCUCUUCUAGCAGGAAUCGAAAAACGUUUUGGACAGAUGCUUGUUGAUCCAGAGCUAAUCGCUGCUGCGAUUCUACUCUCCAAAUUUAAGACGUGCUGGACAAGUGAUGAAUGUGUCCUGAAACUUGGUCUUGACUAUAUUAAAAGCCACCUGAAACAACAAAUGGCAGUGCAUCAAGGUGAGACCACACAUUCCUCAGAAGAUGAUGACUUUUUUUCAGCGAUGAAAAAAAAGUUCCACUCUCGAGAUGACACCAGCCAACUAGAGACCUACCUCAACUGUCCCUCUGACACUUUGGAGAUACUAAAGUCUUUCUCUGCACUCUGCCACUUGUCAUUGAGGCUUAACACUCCGCUUCCAGCCUCAGCUGCCUGUGAGCGAAUGUUCAGUACUGCAGGACUGAUUUUUACACCAAAAAGAGCAUGUAUGGAUUCCAAGAACUUUGAAAAUCAACUGCUUCUCAAGCUAAACAAAGACUUUUGUUAAUAAAGUUAUGGCUUAAUGCCAAGUUUAUAAAACUUGAGGCUAAUAAGAAGGCUCUCAUUGUUUGUUGUGUAUGCCUUGCCUUUAAAUUCCUUGCCCCAGUUUUUGGAGUGGCUAAAGUUUUUUCCCCUACAAUUUUGUUUAUGUUUAUAUAAGGGAUGCUGCCACAUGGUGCUAUUUUAUUAUAAUAAUAUGUUCGUAAUUUACUUAAUUUCUGUAAUAUGUAACUGUUAUCUGAAAUCUGAUUCAGCCAGAGUUCGAUAGUUUCUAUAC